Molecule: messenger RNA, 1472 nt
Organism: Phymastichus coffea
Lineage: Eukaryota; Metazoa; Arthropoda; Insecta; Hymenoptera; Eulophidae
Product: phosphoserine aminotransferase
Exons: 7
Coding region: 270-1373 (367 amino acids)
Biological process (GO): L-serine biosynthetic process
Cellular component (GO): cytoplasm
Molecular function (GO): pyridoxal phosphate binding; O-phospho-L-serine:2-oxoglutarate transaminase activity
Source: RefSeq, a predicted model, not a curated record
GUAUAGUAAUCGGUACGCGACGAGCCGGUCUGACGACCAGUUUAGUUGGUAAUUGGCACGCACAACUACAACUGACAAUCCACGCACAGAAGCAGUUUCUCUCGCUCCUUUUUUCACGGUCUUUCACUGGAAACCCUUACGGGGAGCCAUCCAAUAGUUCGUGCAGAUAAGAGCGUUAUUACGUGGUAGGAGUCCAAAGAUAAAGUCCGUAGCAAGAUAAAGAAACACAUCAGUCGAAUUUGAUUGCAUUAGUUUGUGAUACAGCAAUUAUGAGUAAGAAUAAUAACGAGAGGGCCAUCAACUUCGGCGCAGGGCCUGGAAAACUUCCAUUUGAGGUUUUGAAAGAAGUCCAGGAUGAAUUGUUAAGCUACGCCAAUACUAAAGUCAGUAUUCUUGAAAUAAGUCAUCGCUCUGACGAUUUCAAAAAAGUUGUUGAAAAUGCUCAAGAACGACUUACGGAGCUACUUAAAAUACCAGACAAUUACAAGGUGAUGUUUUUACAAGGUGGUGGUACCGGUAUGUUUGCCGCAGUACCUCUCAACAUGAUGAAGACUGGAAAGGCCGAUUAUAUUACCACGGGCACAUGGUCUGCAAAAGCAGCCAAAGAAGCUUUAAAGUAUGGCCAAGUAAAUUUUGUUUUACCGAAAACCACCAGUUAUACACAAAUUCCUGACAAAUCCACGUGGAAUUUUAGUCCAGAUGCUGACUACGUGUACUAUUGCGCUAAUGAGACGGUUCAUGGUAUUGAAUUCCAUGAUAUUCCCGACACAAAAGGUGUACCACUGGUAGCAGAUAUGUCAUCUAACUUUGCAUCAAAGCCAAUUGAUGUAUCAAAGUUUGCGCUAAUCUUUGCUGGAGCUCAAAAAAAUGUUGGACCAUCAGGUGUCACUAUAUUAAUAGUUCGGAAAGAUUUUAUUGGCACAGCAAAACCUAUUUGUCCUUCUAUAUUUGAUUUUGCAGUGAUAGUAGCAGAAAAUUCUAUACAUAAUACACCGCCAGUUUUUCAAAUUUAUUUUGUUGGUCGAGUGUUCGAAUGGAUUAAGAGGAAUGGUGGAAUAGAAGGCAUGGCUAAAUUAGCUCAUAAAAAGAGCAAACUUAUAUAUGAUGUUAUAGAAGAAUUAAAAGGGUUCUAUAUUUGCCCAGUUAAGAAAGAAAAUCGUAGUCGAAUGAAUGUACCCUUUAGAAUCAAAAAUGAUGAUAAACUUGAAAAUGAAUUUGUAGCUGGAGCUUCAGCUCUUAAUAUGAUUGGACUAAAAGGACACAGAUCAGUAGGUGGUAUUCGAGCAUCUCUCUACAAUGCUAUUACACUCGAAGAAGCUCAAACUCUAGCUUUGUACAUGAAAUCAUUUUACAAGCAGCACAAAGAUACUUAAGCAAUAUUAGUUAUAGUUUUAUCAAGAUCUUUUAUUAUCAUUGUACUUUGUUUAAUAUAUAUACAAGAAUUUGUACAUAAUAAUACUUUUUAUGAUUUU